Molecule: messenger RNA, 6270 nt
Organism: Phyllostomus hastatus (greater spear-nosed bat)
Lineage: Eukaryota; Metazoa; Chordata; Mammalia; Chiroptera; Phyllostomidae
Gene: OPA1
Product: OPA1 mitochondrial dynamin like GTPase
Exons: 31
Coding region: 206-3256 (1016 amino acids)
Biological process (GO): mitochondrial fusion
Cellular component (GO): microtubule; mitochondrial membrane; cytoplasm
Molecular function (GO): GTP binding; microtubule binding; GTPase activity
Source: RefSeq, a predicted model, not a curated record
UUGCCUGACGGACCGAGUACGGGUGCCGGACGGGCUCUCGCGGAAGUCCAUGCGCCAUUGGGAGGGUUGCAGCGGCUUCCUUGUGUCCUUGUUGCCCAGGGACUUUUCCUGGGUCAUUCCUAGAGCCGGAGCCGGACUGGGACUGACCCCGGGCUCCUGCGUAGCCAUCUCAGCGCCUGUGUGACCUCCUCGCUGGAGAGGAGAGAUGUGGCGUCUACGCCGGGCCGCCGUGGCCUGUGAGGUCUGCCAGUCCCUAGUGAAAUAUAGCUCUGGAAUAAAAGGAAGACUACCGCUACAAAAAGUGCAUCUGGUUUCACGAAGUAUUUAUCAUUCACAUCAUCAUCCUACCUUAAAGCUUCAAAGACCCCAACUCAGGACAUCUUUUCAGCAGUUUUCUUCUCUAACUAACCAUCCUCUACAUAGAUUGAAACUUUCUCCAAUUAAAUAUGGCUACCAGCCUCGCAGGAAUUUUUGGCCAGCAAGGUUAGCUGCAAGGCUCUUAAAACUUCGAUAUCUCAUACUGGGAUCUGCUGUCGGGGGUGGCUAUACAGCCAAAAAGACUUUUGAUCAGUGGAAAGAUAUGAUACCAGACCUUAGUGACUAUAAAUGGAUUGUGCCUGACAUUGUUUGGGAGAUUGAUGAGUAUAUCGAUUUAGAGAAAAUUAGAAAAUCCCUUCCUAAUUCAGAGGACCUUUCAAAGUUGGCUCCUGACUUUGACAAGAUUGUUGAAAGUCUCAGCUUAUUGAAGGACUUUUUCACCACAGGUCACAAAUUGGUUAGUGAAGUCAUAGGAGCUUCUGACCUGCUUCUCUUGUUAGGUUCAUCUGGAGAAACAGCAUUUAGAGCAACAGAUCAUGGAUCUGAAAGUGACAAGCAUUAUAGAAAGGGUCUGCUUGGUGAGCUCAUUCUCUUACAACAGCAAAUUCAAGAACACGAAGAAGAAGCACGCAGAGCUGCUGGCCAAUAUAGCACGAGCUAUGCCCAACAGAAGCGCAAGGUGUCAGACAAAGAGAAAAUUGACCAACUUCAAGAAGAACUUCUGCAUACCCAGUUAAAGUACCAGAGAAUCUUGGAACGAUUAGAAAAAGAGAACAAAGAAUUGAGAAAAUUAGUGUUGCAGAAAGAUGACAAAGGCAUCCAUCACAGAAAGCUUAAGAAAUCUUUGAUUGACAUGUAUUCUGAAGUUCUCGAUGUUCUAUCUGAUUAUGAUGCCAGUUAUAAUACACAAGAUCAUCUGCCAAGGGUUGUCGUGGUUGGAGAUCAGAGUGCAGGAAAAACUAGUGUGUUGGAAAUGAUUGCUCAAGCACGAAUAUUCCCGCGAGGAUCUGGGGAGAUGAUGACACGGUCUCCAGUUAAGGUGACUCUGAGUGAAGGUCCUCACCACGUAGCCCUGUUUAAAGAUAGUUCAAGAGAGUUUGAUCUUACCAAAGAGGAAGAUCUUGCAGCAUUAAGACAUGAGAUAGAACUUAGAAUGAGGAAGAAUGUGAAAGAAGGCUGUACUGUUAGCCCCGAGACCAUAUCUCUGAAUGUAAAAGGCCCUGGACUGCAGAGGAUGGUGCUUGUUGACUUGCCAGGUGUGAUUAGUACUGUGACAUCAGGCAUGGCUCCUGACACAAAGGAAACUAUUUUCAGUAUCAGCAAAGCUUAUAUGCAGAAUCCUAAUGCCAUCAUCCUGUGUAUUCAAGAUGGAUCUGUGGAUGCUGAACGCAGCAUUGUUACAGACUUGGUCAGUCAAAUGGAUCCUCAUGGGAAAAGGACCAUAUUUGUUUUGACCAAAGUAGACCUGGCAGAGAAAAAUGUGGCCAGUCCGAGCAGGAUUCAGCAGAUAAUUGAAGGAAAACUCUUCCCAAUGAAAGCUCUGGGUUAUUUUGCUGUUGUAACGGGAAAAGGCAACAGCUCUGAAAGCAUAGAAGCAAUAAGAGAAUAUGAAGAAGAAUUUUUUCAGAAUUCAAAGCUCCUAAAGGCAAGCAUGCUAAAAGCACACCAAGUGACUACAAGAAAUUUAAGCCUUGCUGUAUCGGACUGCUUUUGGAAAAUGGUACGAGAGUCGGUUGAACAACAGGCUGAUAGUUUUAAAGCAACACGUUUUAACCUUGAAACUGAGUGGAAGAAUAACUACCCUCGCCUGCGAGAGCUUGACCGGAAUGAACUAUUUGAAAAAGCUAAAAAUGAGAUCCUCGAUGAAGUUAUCAGUCUGAGCCAGGUUACACCAAAACAUUGGGAGGAGAUCCUUCAGCAAUCUUUGUGGGAAAGAGUGUCAACUCAUGUGAUUGAAAACAUCUAUCUUCCAGCUGCACAGACCAUGAAUUCGGGGACUUUUAACACCACCGUGGAUAUCAAGCUCAAACAGUGGACUGAUAAACAGCUUCCUAAUAAAGCAGUAGAGGUUGCUUGGGAGACACUACAAGAAGAAUUUUCCCGCUUCAUGACAGAACCAAAAGGAAAAGAGCAUGACGACAUAUUUGAUAAACUGAAAGAGGCUGUUAAGGAAGAAAGUAUUAAACGCCACAAGUGGAAUGAUUUUGCAGAGGACAGUUUGAGAGUCAUUCAGCACAAUGCUCUAGAAGACCGGUCCAUCUCUGACAAGCAGCAGUGGGAUGCAGCUAUUUACUUCAUGGAAGAGGCCCUGCAGGCUCGUCUCAAGGAUACUGAAAAUGCAAUUGAAAACAUGGUAGGUCCAGAUUGGAAAAAGAGAUGGUUAUACUGGAAGAAUCGGACCCAAGAACAGUGUGUUCACAAUGAAACCAAGAAUGAACUGGAGAAGAUGUUGAAAUGUAAUGAGGAGCACCCAGCUUAUCUCGCAAGUGAUGAGAUAACUACAGUCCGAAAAAACCUCGAAUCCCGAGGAGUAACAGUAGAUCCAAGCCUGAUUAAGGACACUUGGCACCAAGUUUACAGAAGACAUUUCUUAAAAACAGCUCUAAACCACUGUAACCUUUGUCGAAGAGGCUUUUAUUACUACCAAAGGCAUUUUGUAGAUUCUGAGUUGGAAUGCAAUGAUGUUGUCCUAUUUUGGCGAAUACAGCGCAUGCUUGCAAUCACCGCAAAUACUUUAAGGCAACAACUUACAAACACUGAAGUCAGACGAUUAGAGAAAAACGUUAAAGAAGUGUUGGAAGAUUUUGCUGAAGACAGCGAGAAGAAGGUGAAGCUGCUCACUGGUAAACGGGUUCAGCUGGCUGAAGACCUCAAGAAAGUUAGAGAAAUUCAAGAAAAACUUGAUGCUUUUAUUGAAGCUCUUCAUCAGGAGAAAUAAAUUGUAUUAAAUUCCUACUCAUAAUAUCAUCACCUCAGCAUAUAUCUCUGAAGAAAGAAAACUACAAAGUCUUUUGUCCUGCCUUUUUCCCUCCUGCUAUCACACCUUUCUAACCAUAAAAUAAAGUCAUGGGAUAAAAAUAAUUUAUGUGUGUUAGAGGCACUUUACCCACCGGCUGCCUUUUGAACAGAAGAGCAAGGAAACGGCGUUAACAUCCGAUUCAUGUUGUACUGAGGUGGCAGAUCAGGAUGGUGUGAGUGGUCUGACCGCUAGGUUCAGUCCUAAAGAGAAGAAACUUGCUCUCCUGCUUGUCGUCUCACUUGUGGCAGCACUAAUCCAACUCAUGCGUUAGCCGGUGUCACUCCAUGCCAGGUCCUUGUCCAGAACGGGAAUGCUGGGUGUUCUGAGAUAACACUUGCAGCAGUUUUCUAAAAGCUGUCAAUUGUGUAUGAAGUGAUGGUAACCUACUAAGUUGCUGUCCGUGUCUGUAAUGUUCUCUGUCCAGAAACUCUCUGACCAUUAUAAUUCAGUUUAUAUUCUUCACGUGAAAGAAAACUAGUUAACAAAAGAACCCCUCAUAUGGGGUAAUUUGGAUUACAAUUCCGUGUACAUUCAGUGAAAGAGAUUUCAACGCUUGUUGACAGUUUAGAGAGUUGCCUUAGAAGCUAAGUCACUCACAGCUUACCUAUUUGAUUCCAUUGAUGUUUUUCUGCUCUGUAUCUAUUUGAAAUUCAUUUGUUUUGGAUGUUAAGCUAGGCUUUUUGUUAACAGUGGCUUUUUACCUGUCGACAGAUCUAUUGGUUUGUGACACGGGAUAGGGAAGACUAAGAAUAAUCAAUUGAGUAAUUACAUUUUGACUGUUGUCAAACAUUUCAACUAGGCAACAGGAAAGGGCUUUCUUUCAUAGGCCUAUAUUUUAAAUAGAAAUUAUUUCAGCAAUCAGAAUAAUGUUCACCAUCCCCUGUUAACUGAAUAUUUAAAGAAAAAUACAAAGUUUAAUUUACUGCAGUUCAAUUACAAUAAUACCCUCACAACAUUUUCACGUUUUAUAUAAGUAUUUUUAUUGGCUAAAGGACUUUAAAGCAAACAAAUAUGCCAUUUUUUACUUCAAAUGUUUUACUCAUUUAACUCUGCUCUUUGCUGCCAUUUCAUUAAGCCUUUAUUAUUCUAAUCAAAGUGCCCAUUGUGUAAUAGUUUUUAUUUUAUAGUUUGCAGUUUUCUAGAAAUUAUGUUUUGGUAACAGUUCCCUUGCCACUUGGCGCUUUUCUUUUUUUAAAUUUAACAUCACUACAUCCUUCACUGUGAUCUCUCUCAAGGUCUGACACUUAAUAAGCAAGUUUGAAGCCUAUCACAAAGUAUUUCAGAAACUGAGAGUUCAGUUGGUUUAUGCUAUUUAAUAAAAAAAGCAGACGCAGCUUCCAGCAGCUAGGAGCAGUAGACAUCAUUAUUUGGUGGAUGAAUAGUCAAGGGCACUUCCUGUGUCUGUCAGAUUUGGGGAUGGUGAAGGGACAGAAAGGGGGCCCCCACUGUUCUGUGCCAAGAUUAGGAGGUGACCUCCCUGGCUGACUCCUUCUAACCAGUGCUGGCCAGUGGGGAAACCCCUCCCUGAAGCAGACACUGUGCAACCAUUCAUUCUCUUGUAGCUGUGAAACACAGCCACUUCACACAACUGCAGGUCUGUGUCUGAGUCAGAAAGGAAACAGGACCAUGUUUAUUUCUGUGAGCUCUAGGUAGGAAAAAAAAAUGCCUUCAGCUCUGUGUUCUUUGGUUUCUCCCAGGCAAAAGGCUAGUAUUAUGGAAGUACUUUUGCCACAUCCCUUUGUGUAAAUUUAAGAAAGGGGGGUGGGGUGUCUUUAUUUCUUUGAGAUCAGUAUUUGUGAUUGAAAUAUAUAAAUAGAUGAUAAAAAUGAAUAUUAUUAAAAAUAACUAUAUAGGACUCCAGACAUUUUCCCACCCUCAUCAGUAAUAUGACAUCUCUCAUGGAUGAUAGAUAUUUUCUUUUUUUGCUGAUCUCACACUAAGCAUGCCUGUUUUUUUUUUAAAGCCAGGUACUUAAUUAAAAACAUGUUAAUAAAAGAAAAUAAUAAAAUUCAGAUUCUCAACAGUAAAUCCUUGUGUUGUGUCUGUAGUUCAAAAACUACAAAUGAUUCAAAUUUAAACAAAUCACUUCAGAAAUUCAAUGUACAGAAAUUAAAUUCUAACUAGACCAGGAAUUAUUUGUUUCUCAUGUCAGGAUUAGCAAAGAAUAGCAUGAACAGAGCUCUCUGUGGAAGACUGGACAACUGCAGAGAAAUGAUGUCUGAAAUUCACCGAGCCAGGGCACCGAUGUAGAAAUCGGACUGUGGGGGUGGUGCGCAACGGGACACAAGUCCCCCAGGCUUCACGGCUGAGCGGGUGGGCCUAUGAGGCUGUCUCCCCGUUUCAGUGGCUUGACUGUAUUCUCUCCUCCUAUUAGACCCCUCUUCCGGGCUUUAGUCCAACAGACUCCUUCCCACAAGUAAUUUGUCCUCCAAAUGCCAAUGCGUAGAGUGAAAAAUGAGUAGGGAACAUGGCAGAGAGUGGUGUUUCCUAAACUUACGAUUUGGGAAUGUUAUACCUGAUGGUAAGACUCAGAAUGUAGGUUUAAAAGAUAAAUUCCUUAAUUAGUUUAUAAUUUUAUAUUUAUUUAUUUUAGAUUUAUUUAUCUGUGUAAAGAAAUACAGUAUUUUAGUUUUCUAAUUGAGGGGAUCAAAGUAAUGCUCUUUAUCUCAAUUCUCUAAGCUGGUAUAAGCUGUAGUUUCAGGUACUUGAGCAGUGUGGAAAUGUGCUUAUAAAUAUGCUUACCUGCUGAACAAUCAUGGCUGUGUUUAAAUACUUCAAACAACAUUGUUUUUACUUGUGCACUGUGAGUGAACUUUGUAUUAUUUUUUAAAGCCUUCAUACUACAUGUAGAUGUUAUUGCAAUUUAUCUUUUGCCUGUGCUUGAUUUAAGGUCAUUUGUGUAGAUGAGUAAUUAAAGAUAUUAUCUAAAGAGA